Geodia barretti is the source of this 316-nucleotide messenger RNA. The record is from the annotation of a GenBank genome assembly. Lineage: Eukaryota; Metazoa; Porifera; Demospongiae; Tetractinellida; Geodiidae.
UGGUGUGUCGCAAGUGAGGUGAGGACGCUAUAAGUCUCUACAGACAACACUCUUCCUAAGAUGGUGUAUAGCUGUGCGUGGCGUAGAGUGUUCCUUUGGCCAGAGUAUGGAGGGGAAACACGGCCACAGUUCAAGUGGUGGGUUCCACGGCUACGAGCAGCAGCUGCGGCGGGUUCAGGGAGAGAACGACUACCUCAGAGAGAGGAUCAAGUCGUGUGAGAGGGGCCUAGUGUCUCUUUGGCAGGUGAGCGAGCGAGUGAGGAGAGAGAAGAGAGAGAGAGAGAGAGAGAGAGAGAAGAGAGAGAGAGAGAAGAGA